UCUCUACAUAACAGUAUCCUUCAUUCCUAGGUAGCUUAAUUCAUUAAAAAUAUGGAUGCAGAAAAUAAGAGCAGAGCAGAUCUUGCUCUCCCAAAUCCACAAGAAUCCCCCAGUGUGCCUGACAUUGAGCUUUUGGAAGUAUCUCCUGCUGCUGAAGCUCUGCCAGAGAAACCAGCGCUACCCCCACCACAGCAGACAUGGCAGACAGUUUUGAAGAGCGAUUUGGAGUUUCUGGGGGUAACACAAAUUCUGGUUGGCUUGGUAUGCCUUUGUUUUGGAACAAUUGUCUGCUCCUCAGUGUAUGUUUCAGACUUUGAUGACGAAGUGCUCCUAUCAUAUAGAGCAGGCUAUCCAUUCUGGGGAGCAGUGCUGUUUGUUUUGUCUGGAUUUUUGUCGGUUAUGUCCGAAAGAAAAAACACACUGUAUCUGGUGAGAGGAAGCCUGGGAGCGAACAUCGUCAGCAGCAUCGCUGCAGGAACAGGGAUCAUCGUACUGAUCCUCAACCUGAGCCACAAUUCCACCUACCUGAAAUACUGUAAGGAUCUGAACGAGGACGAUGGCUGCUUUGUGACAGCUUUCAUCACAGAAAUGGUAUCCAUGAUGCUGUUCCUCACCAUGCUGGCCUUUUGCAGUGCUGUGCUGUUCACAGUCUAUAGGAUUGGGGAAGCAUUCAAGAGUAAUAAGGUCACAGAUGAUCGUCUUUAUGAAGAACUAAAUGUUUAUUCACCAAUUUACAGUGAGUUGGAAGACAAAGCAGAAACACCUUCUCCCGUUGGUUCAUAAGAAUCAGGGGACCAGAGCAAUCUGAUUCACAGUGAAAUCCUGAAAGACUUUUUACAAAAUUAUGGCAAAAUUAGUUUGUUUCACUUUCUGCCAGUUUUACAAUUAUUCUCCGAUGCCAAUGUUUUAGUAUGCUGUUUCUGAUCCUCUAAAUAUCCCUUUUUGUGAAUAUUUUCCACUCCAAAUUUCUUAUUUUGUGUCACAAUCUCACAAACAUUCAUUCUGGAAAAUCAUCAAGGAAUAAGUUAGCUUAUGAACAAAAGGAAAACAAGGAGGAAGUAUGCUGAGAAAUUAACUAAACUUAGAAAAUCAGUAAAUACCUUUCUUUUAGUUGUUCAUAGAAUUCUCAACAGCUAUAGUUGGGCAUGAUAUACAUCUACUAUUAUCCAUCCCUACCUAUAUAACUAUUUUUAACAUGAUAUAUAAUUUUAUAUGGAAAUAUUUUGAACCCCAGUGAUAAUGACUUUUUCAAAGACACAACAUUUUACAAAAAUUGUAUAUUUUCUGAUCCAUCAUUACAUUCACUAGCACAGUUAUUGUUCACUGGUGUUUAUAAAUAGAGAAUAGGGAAUGCUAUUAAGUCAUUCAGUCUAAUAGGGUACAUAGGUAAAAUCAAGGACAUUUUGAGUGUAUGUAUCAUUCAGCUAGGCACAUGUGAUGAAUGAUGAAUACAUUGAUGAAGACGAAUUGAAAAGUAGUCAAUGGAAAUGACAAGAAGUGGUCAUGUAUAACAUAUGUAGAUAAAUAUUUACCACAAAUUUGGUAGGUCUGGGCGUGUAUGUCUAGAAUCCCAGCACAAGGCCAGACUCUGUUACAUAGUGAGUUAGAAGCCAGCCUGGGCUACACAGGAUACUACAUCAAAGAACCAAAGAAGAAAUUGGUUCAAGUUGUUAACACCUUAAAAGAUGUUAAACAGACACCAAUUGACUGAUAUAUUGAGUGUUUGAGUCUUUAAUAAAACUGAAUAUUAAUAACAUUGUUGGGGAGAGAAGCAGUAAUGUAGGAAUCUGAAUGGUGGAAGAGUAACAGAGGCAAACUCAGUCUUAGACUUUAAUUCUGAGAUAGUUAUGAAAGUGAUCAUUAUUAAAUGAAGAAUAUCAAAUUGCUAGAAGAACUAUUUUGAGAUAGAAUUAAGUCAGGUUAAACUCCUAUAUUUAGAAAGGGAAAGACAGAAUCAAAUCCAGAAAGCAUAACAAUUGGUCGGAAAAGCAUAUUACAAAAGACCAGACAGCAGGUAGCGUGUGGUGGAGAAAGUCAAGCAAAGAGACCAUACAUGCUGGCUUGGGAAGAAUAGGAGAAAACAGCAAUCCUAAAUGAUUGCAAAAUAUGAAGAGGGGUUGGGGUGGGGUGGGCAGAGGGGUAGAACAUUUGCAAAAGUGUUCAGAGAGACUGUGAAUAGGAGGUAGUGAAGACAAAGAGCUGAGAAAAUGACUUCAUUGCUGUUGUUUAGAUUUUUAAAAGAAACAAAAUGAAGUUGAUAACAUAACCUAGUUAACAAGACCCAGUCAGACAUUGAAAACUCUGUUUGGGGGCUCAGUUAUCUGCCCCUUGAACAUGGUGGGCACACUUUUAUAAAUAUUCAUAUGUUCACACAGCCAUAAUUCCUUGCUUCACUGUCUACCCACUGUGUACUGAAGUGCACUUGUGACAGCCUUAUGCAUAUUUCAACUGCUAUUUUUACAAUGAAUCAGAGUUAUUUCACUUGAUUUUUGUGCUUGCAAAUAAAGUUGAGAGAAUAGGGAGGAAAUUUUGAAGAAGAAAAAUUGAGGGUGGAGAUGAUCAUGUUUUGUUGUACACAUUCAUAAAGUUCUCAAGGAUAAAGAAAAAUAAUUUUAAAAAGCAUCGGGUAGUUUAAAACAAUUAAUUAAAUGAUGCCAAGGACCAAGAACAAUUUUUAGUAUUUAAUACUCAAUCCUUUCCCAGUAGAACUGGGUAAUUAACUCUGGAGGCAGAAAGCAGAAUGCAGGACUGGCUGCCAACCACAUUUUGUUAGUUAAUUGGGUGAACAGGACAUGGUCAUGUUUUGCUAGUUGAUGAUACUGAUACUAACUCAAUUGCUGUAGGAGCUUGUUAAUGUGGCUUUCCCUGGUGAGCCUAUAUCAUUCUGGGUUCAUCCAAGAGGCACAACCAGUAGGAGGUGAAGAUAGAUGGAUAGGAGUGGGAAAUAAAAUAUAAAUGGAAAAUUCCCUAAACCAGAGGUCCAUGUGAUAGAUGUAAAUGGACCAGACCUUAAAUAGGCAGGAGGCACUGGGCCCUGCCUUUCCUAGCAGCUGGCGCCUGCUUGCAUGGGCACUCUUAGUUUAUCUUAGGGCUAAAACGUUACAGCCUGCUACAUAACUGAGCUCAUGUGUCAGGAAGGAAGAGGUGCUUUCAAGCUCCAGGAUGUACAGUAGAUAAGAUUUUGAGUUUUCAGAGCAUAGAAAUUAAACUAGAAAGAAAAACCUAAACAAAUUUGGAAUGAUGGAUAUGUCAGACAUUGGGAAGAUUGCUCCCCGAGAAGCACCCAGCCAAUGACAGAGAGAGCAAAGGAUUCUGUUUAGGACUAUUAAAAACACUAUUUCAUGCUAAAUUCAUAUCAGCUUCAUUGACCUUUCUUUGGGUUAGUGACUUGUUCAGCAGAAAUAAAAACAGAACUGCCAGGCUUUUGCUAUUUGAAGUGUCUUAAAUCUGUUAUUAGGGAGUGGAGGAUAUCUUAUUUCCCACAGUAGAGAGAGAGAGAUACAGGAGAGGAUCAAUUAGGGAGACUGACCCAAAUGGUUAGAGAGACAGAGUAAUCAUAUGACAAAGUAUCUGCAAGAUGGAGAAGCUGGAACAUCUUUAGUGUGGAUUAGUCCAAUUCCAAGUUUCCAGAAAUAAGGCAUCUUGUGGUGUAGUCUGAGGCCACAGGCCUUAGCCCUUGGAUUCAGGGACCAAGUCUGUGAGUAUACAGCCUUCAAAUUCCUUUCCUGCAUUGUAACUCAGGACAUAUCAGACACCCCUACAACUUGUUGUGUUCCAGCCAAUCAACCUAAUGAGCUGUUAAUGUCCUUUUCUAA
Messenger RNA from Mesocricetus auratus (golden hamster), 3815 nucleotides. RefSeq names its product membrane spanning 4-domains A2 (gene Ms4a2). Gene Ontology annotation, cellular component: external side of plasma membrane; plasma membrane; Fc-epsilon receptor I complex. The transcript has 7 exons. The record is from RefSeq and is a predicted model, not a curated record. Gene Ontology annotation, biological process: cell surface receptor signaling pathway. The coding region runs from base 52 to 783 and encodes 243 amino acids. Lineage: Eukaryota; Metazoa; Chordata; Mammalia; Rodentia; Cricetidae.